AAUUGGGUUUAUUGUUAAAGCACUGGGGCAGCUAAUCCUCACAGACCUGUAGGAGCAGGCUUGCUGGCCAAGAUCACAGACUGGAGCACCUUUCUUGUGAGCCCCUGGCUUCCCAGGCAGCUUCCACUCUGGAGGACAUGGGGCGGAAGGAGGAGGAGGACUGUAGUUCCUGGAAGAAACAGACCACCAACAUCAGGAAAACCUUCAUCUUCAUGGAAGUGCUGGGAUCAGGAGCUUUCUCAGAGGUGUUCCUGGUGAAGCAAAGAGUGACUGGGAAACUCUUUGCUCUGAAGUGUAUCAAGAAGUCACCAGCCUUCCGGGACAGCAGCCUAGAGAAUGAGAUCGCUGUGUUGAAAAGGAUCAAGCAUGAAAACAUUGUGACCCUGGAGGACAUCUAUGAGAGCACCACCCACUACUACCUGGUCAUGCAGCUUGUUUCCGGAGGUGAGCUUUUUGACCGGAUCCUAGAGCGUGGUGUCUACACAGAAAAGGAUGCCAGCCUGGUCAUCCAGCAGGUCUUGUCUGCAGUGAAAUACCUUCAUGAGAAUGGCAUCGUCCACAGAGAUCUAAAGCCUGAAAACCUGCUGUACCUCACCCCCGAGGAGAACUCCAAGAUCAUGAUCACUGACUUUGGUCUAUCUAAGAUGGAGCAGAAUGGAGUCAUGUCCACAGCAUGUGGGACCCCAGGCUAUGUGGCUCCAGAAGUGCUGGCCCAGAAGCCCUACAGUAAGGCUGUGGACUGCUGGUCCAUUGGUGUCAUCACGUACAUACUGCUGUGUGGCUAUCCCCCUUUCUAUGAAGAAACAGAAUCAAAGCUUUUUGAGAAGAUCAAAGAGGGUUACUACGAGUUUGAGUCUCCGUUCUGGGAUGACAUUUCUGAGUCAGCCAAGGAUUUUAUUUGCCAUCUGUUGGAGAAGGACCCAAACGAACGGUACACCUGUGAGAAAGCCCUCAGACACCCAUGGAUUGAUGGGAACACAGCCCUGCACCGGGACAUCUAUCCAUCUGUCAGCCUCCAGAUUCAGAAGAACUUUGCCAAAAGCAAGUGGAGGCAAGCCUUCAAUGCGGCCGCGGUGGUGCAUCACAUGAGGAAACUACACAUGAACCUGCACAGCCCCAGUGUCCGCCAAGAGGUGGAGAACAGGCCACCUGUGUCCCCUGCUCCUGAAGUCUCCAGACCAGACUCCCACGACAGCUCCAUCACGGAGGCCCCCAUCCUGGACCCAAGCACACCCCUUCCGGCCCUGACGCGACUACCCUGCUCACACAGCUCCCGGCCCUCAGCUCCCGGUGGCCGCUCGCUCAACUGCCUGGUCAACGGCUCCCUGCGCAUCAGCAGUAGCCUAGUACCCAUGCAGCAGGGCCCCCUCGCCACGGGGCCCUGUGGCUGCUGCUCCAGCUGUCUAAAUAUCGGGAACAAGGGAAAGUCUUCCUACUGCUCUGAGCCCACCCUCUUCAGAAAGGCCAACAAAAAACAGAACUUCAAGUCAGAGGUCAUGGUACCAGUCAAAGCUGGUGGCAGCACCCACUGCCGGGGUGGGCAGACCGGGGUGUGUCUCGUUAUGUGAUCCCAGGAGCCCAUGUGGUUUUCAGGAGACAUGCCUGGCUCUUCUCUGCCUCUCUAAGCUGGCGUCUGCCUUGAGGAAGGGGAGCAGUGGAUCAGGGAUAGCCAAAGCAACUGGUCUGAGGCAGUAGGGCUGUUGCUGCCUGGGCAGACACUCACAGGAAGUCCAGAGGAGUCAGUCCCAAUCUUGGACGUUCUCUGAGGCCACAAGCAGGAUGAGUGGCCUGCCUGCCUCCAGCAUCCCAGCCUCCAGGUCUCCCGACCUGCCCAUUCCCUUCCCCACAUCAUACGUGCAGUGGCUCCAUGCAGUGUCCAUAGAUAGUGCUCAUCUGGGUCCGUGUUGUUUGUUGUGAAAAGCUUUAUGGGCUGCCCAGGCUGUGCCACUUUCUUCAAGCAAAGCCAUAUGGAGUCUAACUCAGACCCCCUGCUCUGCAGACUCACUCCUGCCUAUCUGGCCUCACGGCCAGACUGGACCCAUUACCAUAGUACCUGCCUAUUCGCAUGAAUGCCAGGCUGCUCCAGGGGCCUGGGAGCACUCACAACUCUAGUCCUUUCCUCCAGGAUUAGCUUCCACUGCACUGAGACCCCGGCCACUUCAAAGCUCUCCUUGCCUCCAUCUCACAGCAGUGCCCCUAUCCUUCAUGGUGGAAUAGAGAAAGCUGUGACUAUGGACUGUGAGCCUUCUCUCCCUGCUGGCCACACACCUCAUAUAUUCCUAAUUAAGGAUUCGGGGACUAUUUCCAUGUCAGCCAGGUCUCCUGCCUCUGGCUCCCUCCGUUCCCCUAAAAGUCAGGUGCAUUGUUUUGUCUCUCUGUGUUCUUGCCUCAUACCCUCAAGCUUCGUGCUCUGUGUUGUGCUCAAAUAAAAUGGACAUAUUUUUCUCUA
Messenger RNA from Mus pahari (shrew mouse), 2449 nucleotides. It is a transcript of the gene Camk1g, whose product is annotated as calcium/calmodulin dependent protein kinase IG. Gene Ontology annotation, cellular component: intracellular anatomical structure. The coding region runs from base 138 to 1568 and encodes 476 amino acids. The record is from RefSeq and is a predicted model, not a curated record. The transcript has 13 exons. Gene Ontology annotation, biological process: peptidyl-serine phosphorylation. Lineage: Eukaryota; Metazoa; Chordata; Mammalia; Rodentia; Muridae. Gene Ontology annotation, molecular function: calcium/calmodulin-dependent protein kinase activity; ATP binding; calmodulin binding.